GUGUAUAUUCAGAUAUAGCGUAUACUGUCCUCCAUUUCCUUGGGUCUGUAAAAGCUGCGAUCGAGGAGAGGAAGGCAUAAUUAUUGUCGACGUCGAUGGAGGGUACGGUCAAGUGUGCGGCCAACUUCGUUCCUCUGACGCCCAUCAGCUUCCUCGACCGCUCGCCCGUCGUCUACGGCGACAGAGUCUCCGUCGUCUAUGGCGACGCCGUCAGGUACACGUGGCGUCAGACCCGUGACCGCUCCCUCAAGAUCGCAUCCUCUCUUUCGCGCCUCGGCGUCUCGCGCGGCGACGUGGUCGCUGUAUUGGCCCCAAAUGUUCCGGCCAUGGUUGAGCUUCAUUUUGCCGUUCCUAUGGCUGGUGCGAUUCUCUGUACACUCAACAUUCGGCAUGAUUCUGCUAUGGUAUCGGUUUUACUGAGACAUUCAACAGCAAAGGUGCUUCUUGUAGACCAGCAGUUUCUCCAAAUAGCUCAGGGAGCGCUUAAACUCCUUUCAAAGACCGGUGAUAAGCUCCCAAUUAUUGUUUUGAUCCGAGACCCUGUUCAAGAAUUCUCUAGCACGAACCCGUGGGAGAGAUCUGAUGAGCAUCUGGACUACGAUGGUCUCGUGGCGACGGGAAAUUCGGAUUUUCAAGUCAUACGCCCGAAGGACGAGUGUGACGCUAUUUCUCUUAAUUAUACCUCAGGCACCACUUCAAGCCCAAAGGGUGUCGUUUACAGUCACAGAGGAGCUUAUCUGAAUUCUCUGGCUUCGGUUCUGCUAUUCGAGAUGCAGUCGUCGCCUAUUUACCUUUGGAGCGUUCCCAUGUUUCACUGCAAUGGCUGGUGCAUGUUGUGGGGUACUGCCGCUCUCGGUGGCACCAAUAUCUGUCUCAGGAAUGUAACCGCGAAAGGCAUAUUCGAUAGCAUUUCUCGCCACAAGGUGACCCAUCUCGGCGGCGCACCAACGGUCUUGAACAUGAUAAUCAACGCUCCUGCAUCGGAGAGAAAGCCUCUGCCUGGAAAGGUGUCCAUCAUGACCGGAGCUGCGCCUCCUCCACCGCAUGUGCUUUACCAGAUGGAGGAGCUGGGAUUCUCCGUGACUCACUCGUAUGGAUUGACGGAAACUUAUGGACCCGGGACUGUCUGUUCUUGGAAACCCGAGUGGGAUUCUCUGCCUAGAGAUGAACAGGCUAGACUGAAAGCCCGUCAGGGUGUGAACCAUUUAGGGAUAGAGGAGGUCGAUGUUAAAGAUCCCGUGACAAUGAAAAGCGUUCCAUCGGAUGGAAAAACCAUCGGCGAGGUCGUCUUCCGGGGAAAUACAGUGAUGAACGGGUAUUUCAAGAAUCCCGAGGCAACCAAGGAAGCUUUCAGAGGAGGAUGGUUUUGGACCGGCGAUUUGGGAGUGAAGCACUCGGAUGGAUACAUAAAGCUGAAAGACCGAUCGAAAGACAUUAUAAUCUCGGGGGGAGAAAACAUCAGCUCGAUCGAAGUGGAAUCUGUUCUGUAUACUCAUCCUUACGUUCUUGAAGCCGCUGUUGUCGGCAGGCCGGAUGAGCAUUGGGGCGAGACCCCUUGCGCGUUUGUGAAGCUCAAGAGCGGGUCAAGAACGAGCCCCGAGGAGCUCGUUAAGUACUGUAGGGAACGGCUUCCGCACUAUAUGGCUCCAAAGACUAUCGUUUUCGAGGAUCUACCGAAAACUUCGACGGGAAAGGUUCAGAAGUAUGUCCUAAGGAAGAAGGCAGAGGCCAUGGGAAGCCUGACUAAAAAGGCUACCAGCAAGUUGUGAACUUGUGUUUUGAUUCUUGAAACAUUUAGAACAUAUAUUGCAGAUAUGUAUGUUUGUGCUUCUCUUCUGAAUCGUAUAAUUAGUAUUCAGUAGUUCACUCCUC
Tarenaya hassleriana is the source of this 1872-nucleotide messenger RNA. Its product is annotated as probable acyl-activating enzyme 1, peroxisomal. The transcript has 2 exons. Bases 96 to 1769 code for a protein of 557 amino acids. The record is from RefSeq and is a predicted model, not a curated record. Lineage: Eukaryota; Viridiplantae; Streptophyta; Magnoliopsida; Brassicales; Cleomaceae.